AGAAUAAAAUAAAAUAAGAUGGUCAUUGAAACGGAUGCAAAUCGAACGGAGUUCAUGGAUGUCUUGACUCGAAACGAAAUGGGAAUGAAUCACGGAGGAAUAGUCACAAUUGUCGAAAAUAACUUUCGGAUAGAAGAAAUAAUGUUUUCACACAUUGUGAGACGAAAGGCUAUAAAUGAAAAAACCAAAGCUCCGCGUGAAAAUACUUUAAUUGUUGCAUCGAAAAACUGGAUAGACAAGCGGCAGAACCGAAUCGUUCAAUUUAAUGUCUCAAUUCCCAUUCUUUUUCAUAAGAAAGGGUGUACUGAUAGUCAGAAAGUACUUUGCAAUGAGGUCAUCAUUACUACUUUUCAUGCACUGUUUGAUCUGAAAAAACAACAUCCACAUGACUAUUGGAAACGAAUAAUUCUCUACCAUACUAAUGAUUUUACUCCCACAGACGAACAAUUCAAACGACUCUACAAGAUCAAAGCACUGAAUCGAUGGUGUAUCACAUCAGAUCCCACAAAACAUUACUUGGCGGAAUUAUUUUAUAUAGGAAAAAACGGGCGUGCUGGUUAUUCUAUCGACGACUGUUUGAAACAAGAAAGAGUGGAUUUUUUGGGCAUCACUCCGAUGAUGACGCAUGAAGACUAUAUCAAAAAUGCGGAUGCAGCAGCAAACCGAGGCAAUAUGAUAAAGUUCUCAAUAAAUCUGUGGAAUGCAGUUUUCUCUUUCACCAAUAGCUUCUAUGUCGAAAAAUUCAAAAUGAAUGUCGAAAAUUAUGACAAUUUGGAAGAUCGGUUUGAACGAUUUUGUGCUGGUCUUAAUCCAUCAGACGCCGCUGAUUUGAUGCGAUUAUGGGUGAAUUUGGAGUGGAACUACUUAGAAUGUGAUCAGGAUAAUUUUUUUAUUUCUAUAAGAAACAUGGAGGAAAUUGUUGAACAAUUGAAAAAAUCGAUCGGAUUGAUCCAAAAAGCAGACAUAAGUUUGAUUCGAAAUGCAGUAGGGAUUUCUUGCCGAGAAAUCUAAAAGCGUGAGCUUAAGUAAACGAAGCUGUGAUAUUCCAAAUAAUCCGUAACGAAUAUAUGAGAUGGAUGCAAUGCAGGCAGGAUGCUAGACGUUUUUAAAUUGUUCCCUUUUUGUUACAAAUGUGUUUGUACAUUGUAAUUAGUGUUUUGAAAUAAACAUUUAUAUUCAAA
Caenorhabditis elegans is the source of this 1181-nucleotide messenger RNA. RefSeq names its product SNF2 N-terminal domain-containing protein (gene Y43F8B.15). The transcript has 3 exons. The record is from RefSeq and is marked reviewed. Gene Ontology annotation, molecular function: ATP binding. Lineage: Eukaryota; Metazoa; Nematoda; Chromadorea; Rhabditida; Rhabditidae. Bases 19 to 1011 code for a protein of 330 amino acids.